This is a messenger RNA of Plutella xylostella (diamondback moth), 3453 nucleotides long. NCBI's taxonomy places the organism in Eukaryota, Metazoa, Arthropoda, Insecta, Lepidoptera, Plutellidae. The record is from RefSeq and is a predicted model, not a curated record.
GUUUCAUAUCUGAGUGUAUGUAAGCAACAAACAGAAUAUUAACUAAAUUUAAUUUAAUUUUGGUGUUAGUGGUAAUUUUGAAAACUCGAUUAAUGAUGUGCAGUGAAUACUAACCUGAAAGUGUAUCUGAGAGGAAAAGUUAAUAAAUCAUGAAAAUUAUAUUAUUAGUAUUGGGAAUCUGCACUAUACCCAAUCUGGCAUUUUAUCACGAAAAUGUGACGAAGAUACUGGCUCCGUCGGGCCUCAGGAAUGAAUCGCUGUUUGGAUUCAGUGUCGCUUUUCAACAGAUGGAUGCCAAACUGGUAGUGUCAGCGCCGAGAGCUGAUCACGUUGGACUAGUGCUGCUGUGUGACGUCACCAGUGGAGCUUGCACCGCGGUCACCACCAAUAUUGACAAAAAUGAGUCAGAAUCACAGAAGUACAUUUACAAUGGUGAGGAAGGUACUUAUCCGGACUUAUGGCUCGGCACUACAGUUGCAGCUGGGUCGAACUUUUAUAUGGCCUGCGCUCCCCGGACUAUCAUAAGAAAGCUGACUUCCAUAGCUGUGCUCAACGUGGGACUUUGCUUGGUCGGGAAUCAAACCGGAGUCAUGAACCCCAUGAAGAGAAUGGACUACGCUGACAGGAUGAAUGUGGAACAAAAAAGAAAUACUGAGCAAUGGAUGGAUACUGUGGGAUGGAGUAUCCAUGUCAAUGAAAAUGAUGACACGACCAUUGUCGGAGGGCCCAGCCACAGUGAACAAAGUAGAGGAACAGCUCUUAUUUAUAAAACCCCAUUAGACACACAAGCAAUCCCGGAAGUAAUGAAAUCAUAUUUGUAUGAAGAUUUGGAUCAAAUUUCAUAUAAUUUCGGAUACAGCGUAUCAACCGGGCAUUAUUUUUCAACCAACACAUCUGACGUAGUGUAUGCCAUCAGUUCGACAUACGGCUACGAUGGUCCUGGUAAGGUGGUAUUCUACAAGUCCGGCGUGCGGAAACCCCUGGCCGUGCUCGUAGAUCAAGAAGACCUGGUGGGCAGCAUGUUCGGAGCCGCGCUGUGUUCGCUGGAGCUGAACGGAGACUCCCGCACUGACCUGCUCGUGGGGGCUGCAGCGCUCGCGGCCGGCGGUGGUUAUAACAGUGGCGCUGUGCAUGUGUAUGUCACUGCUGAUUUUGUUAAGUUUAAACGAAGCAAAACGAUAUAUGGAUCUCAAUCGGGAGGCUUCUUUGGUCUCGCCAUCAGCAACAUGGGCGAUUUAGAUGGAGACGGGAAAGAUGAGGUAGUGGUUGCGGCCCCUUUCGAAGACGAGGGUCGCGGCGCCGUGUACCUCUACAUGGGUUCAGAGCUCGACGGUAGUUACGUACCGAAGUGCGCACAGAAAAUAGCGGGGACUGGCACUCAGGGGUACUUCGGAUACAGCCUGGCGCCUCUGACAGACUUGCGAGACAACGGGAUGCACGGUCUGGUUGUUGGAUCUCCCGGGGAGAACUCUGUGUCGAUAUACAAGCACAUUCCUAUAUUCAGUAUACAACUUAUUGAAGUUAUUCCUGACUUGAAGGAGUAUGUAGAUAAAGACAAUUUCGUUUUUAAAUCUUGUAUAAAUGUGACUCGUGUGUUAAUUCCCCGAACUAUUACAGCAGAUCUAGAACUAAAAGUAGACAUAAAACACCCUGAUGCUAAAAUAGAUGGCCAAAGUCAAAAUUAUGUGUCGUUUAAAAUAUUAAUUGAAGACAAGGGAGGACAGCAGAUUUGCAAAGAUAUCAAAAUUAUCAAACCGUUGAAAGGCGACAACUCCAAGCCUAUAAAGUACAAGAUGCACGUGAUCCAGGUCAACGACCCUCGCGUGGAGCCCUACGACAGUUCCCGGGGGCUCCUCGCCGCCCCCCUCAUCAAGCAGGGCCAGAUCUGGACCACCACGGACUGCGAGCUGCCUGGACAGUGCAAGCCAGCCAUCACCAUCACUUUAACCAGCUCCAUACUAAAUCCUUACGUAGUCGGAUCAACGAGCGUAGAGACUCUUUCUAUAGAAGUGACCAACACGAAUGAGACCGCAUACAAGCCGAGUGUCGAGGUGCAGGUGACGGGUAUGAGGAUAUCCUCCACCACGGCGGGGUGCCAGGGAAACCGGACCACCCUGGUCUGUGAGCUGCAGGGCACUCUGCCGAAGAACGCUAACAGGACAAUCCAAAUAAACUUGGAUGCAUCAUCACUGAUAAGUACGAACUCGAGGUUAGCGAUCCACACACACGUAUACGAUGAACAAAAUAAUAUAAAACUUUUGCAAGAUGGCAGAAGUAUAAUGUAUUCGUUGAAAUACGAUGUCGAAAACAUAUUAUUUAAGAGAUCAUCAGAGAAACACAAUGUAUUAGUUAAAUUAAAUACCAACGAAGUAUAUAACACGGGUAAAAGACUAGAGCAUAAAUACAUGAUACAAAACCAAGGAGUGACGCAUUGGAAUAAUUUACAGACCCUUGUAACUUUAGAAAAGCAACCUUUCCUUCAAAUUAUGGCUAUACAAAUGUAUUCAAAGGAGCAUAACGAGCCUUGUCAAAUGGAUCCAAUAGAAGAGACACACGUCACGAUGACCUUCAAAUGUCCACUGGGUCGUCUGGAUAAAGAUGAAUUCAAAAACUUGGACGUAAUUAUGACGGUCAUUCCGAACACGUUAGGAGAUGUCCUUAGCACCAGAAACAUAACUGUUAAAUCCAAUAUAGUGUUGUUACUGAAUGAUCAUGGAAAUAAGACUGAUAGCUUCGAGUGUUUGCUGAUGCUGGAAAAGACUGUAAUACCAAUUUGGUUUAUUCUGGUUGGAAUAUUGUUGGGGUUACUCAUACUAAGUUUAACUAUUUUAAUUCUGUACGAGUGUGGAUUCCUGAAAAGACGUAAGAAGAAGGACUUAAGACUGUUAAAGCGACGAGCAUCCGUUCGUAUGUCAAUGAGGGAGAGUUCACAACGGCGCUCCGGAUCCAGCAACAGGUCAUUCCAGAAGCAUGUAGAAGAUGGCGGCCAACGGCGGCAGUCAGAGACCUGUCAAAACGAAGCAGCUGUCAGUGAAAACAAGAUGGCGUCGGAGCGGGAAACCUUGAACUGUCAAAAUAAUACGAAUUCCAACCGGGUGGAUGUUAACCUUUCAGAACGAAGCGAUAUCGGUGGUUUAUGUUCUGUGAGGGGUCCCCAUGGAAGCGAUACUGAGUCGGUAUUCGGGGAUUCAGGCGAUGACUAACUAUAGGGGUAGGUAGACUAUACAGCUAUACUACAAUAUUAUCUCGUAAGCUUUCGUCAACAUCUGUAGUUAAACUUGUAGGAUAUUUUAAACUUAAAUUCCAGUGAGCGAUAUCACGAAUGAGAAUGUUUAAUGUUAACAUCUAAAAAAACUGCUAAAGGUCGAUUUAAAUCAAACGAGCAAAGCUAACCCCAGAGCAAAAGCUUUCUUUCAACGUUGUAAAUAUACCUUGGGAGAUUUUAAUUUGAUA